CGCCAGCCCAGCAGCAAGAGGGGUACGGUUCGCGGCAGCCCGACGGGAUCCCGCCCAGCGCUGCAAUGAGCGACCCUGUGAAGCUCAAGGAGCCCUCGUACUUUGAGGCCAAGGCUGCGCGCGAGGCCGCCGCCAGGAAUUCCACUCCACUUCGCAAGGCAUGCCAGUGGAUUGUCAACAACCAAAUUGUUGGGUCGCUGGCGGCGCUGGCUGCCAUCCACGGCUACGACUUUGUCACUGGCGGCAAGUCGGCGAUGGUGCACCUGCAAAACCAGAUUCCGGGCGAUGCCCAGGGCCGGUACAUGCGUGGACUGAACGACGUGUGGUACAUCAUGCACUGGGUGGUUCUGUUCACGCUAAUCCGCGCCACCGUCAUGUACAAGAUCCUCGAGCCCUUCGUCAAGUGGUGGGGCGUCAGGUCGGCGCGCAAGAUUACGCGGUUCUCGGAGCAAGGCUGGUUGACCAUCUUCUACAUCGUGUCGAGCUCGGCUGGCCUGUUCGUGAUGUCGCAUGAGCCCCACUGGAUGAACACCAAGCACUUCUGGAUCAACUACCCCGAGGGCCACAAGCAGAUGAGCUACCUGAUGAAGUCGUACUACCUGAUCCAGAUGGGCUUCUGGUUCCAGCAGAUCUUUGUGCUGCUGAUCGAGGAGCCACGCAAGGACUUUUUGGUCAUGGGCAUCCACCACAUCGCCUGGUCGCUCUACGCCAACUUUGUGCGCAUCGGCAAUGCCGUCCUGGUGUGCAUGGAUGUGGCCGACAUCUUCCUGAGCGGCACAAAGUGCCUGCGCUACCUGGGAUUCGAGAAUCUCGCCGUCGGCUCGUUUGUGGUGCUCAUGGGCUCGUGGAUGUAUACGCGCCACUAUCUGUACGGCAAGAUCCUGUACAGCGUGUAUUUUGAGUCGAACGCCAUCCUCGAUGACUCGAUCUUCAACCCCGCCAACGGCAGCGGCAACCUCGAUGACAGCCGCAGCGAUUCGGAGGACGGCAGCGACAGCGACGAUGGCAGCCACAGCUCGAAGAAGCCUGCCACCACCAAAAAGAACCAGUAAAGGAUCUAAUAAAUUUUCAGCAUGUAA
This is a messenger RNA of Linderina pennispora, 1079 nucleotides long. RefSeq names its product longevity assurance proteins LAG1/LAC1. The coding region runs from base 66 to 1052 and encodes 328 amino acids. The record is from RefSeq and is a predicted model, not a curated record. Lineage: Eukaryota; Fungi; Kickxellomycota; Kickxellomycetes; Kickxellales; Kickxellaceae. The transcript is spliced from 5 exons. Gene Ontology annotation, cellular component: membrane. Gene Ontology annotation, biological process: ceramide biosynthetic process. Gene Ontology annotation, molecular function: sphingosine N-acyltransferase activity.